AGCAGGUUCUCGCGACCGAUAGCCAUCUCGGAAGGCAGAACCCAUAGAUACAGUAUAUCCAACAACUUCCGCAGGUAUUUGCACAUAUAAUCGCCGACCAUCAGAUCUGACACCAUUUGCCAUGUCGUCGCUGUUCUCAGCUCAGCUACAUCCCGGGCGGGCCCUGGGCUUUCUUGUGCUCGGCGCCUCCCUGCACGAUAUUUUGACCCGUAUCAAGGCCGAGCCUCAACGGUUCCCGAAUAUCGAGGUCUUUUACGACCCCAAAGACCCGGUGAAGCAGCCGGUCACCAUUGGCCUACCAGCAAACGGAGUUCGGAUGCGGUUCGAUGGGCCCGAACAACGGCUGAGGCUGAUCGAGGUGCUCGACUUCACCAAAAACCAUAUCUUCCUCAGGCCGGCCAAUGACAAGGAGCGGGAUCUCGUCCGCCCAAGUCAAGGGGCCUCAGCCGCUACUGACACUACACCCGGCCCGACGUUUCGUCAUAUCUACCAGCGAUUCUUGGGCCCUACAUAUGAUGGGGAGUAUGCAGCGGCGGCCGAGAUUUAUAUCCUGUCGUACCCAGGUGUCGCCUUUACCUUUCCCCUGAAAAAGAAAGAAUACUCGUCUUCCAAAGACGUCGUAUCACUGCUUCCUUCAACAGCGGUCCCAAAAUCCAUGGCUGUGUUCAGCGGCGAUUCCUUUGCCCAGGCUCGCCAGACGAUGUGGACGGAGAUACUUCCGAGCAUCAAGACAUUUGCGCCUCUUGCCAAGGGCAAGGACAUGUGUCCGGACGAGGUCUCCCUGGUGAAGAUUCACGGCGGUGGCCGGCUGCAGUUGAUGCGAAAAUGGACCAACAACUCAUUCUCGAUCAUGCUCGGCGAGACUACGCCGCAGCAACUAGUGGCCGAGCUGGGCCCGCCCGACGCCAUCUACCGCAAAAACGACCAGGGCAUGUACAUUCACAAGCUUAGGGCUGCUAGUAACACCAUGACUCAGCCUAGCGGGAGCGACCUGAAGCGACAGGACGAUCUGACAGACACAGACCAGUCAUCGCACCAGGCCUCGGACGAGUAUGACUCGGACGAUGAGGCCGUCGAUGAUGGCGUGGUGGCCAACGUAUCAGGCGAAUGCUUUUACAAUUACUUCUAUCUCGGAUUUGACGUCCUGGUCUCGACGCCCACUGCCCCCUCCCAGCCGCCGCCGUCGCAAGGCGGUAAUCCAUACAUCCCCGGGACACCCGCCGACCGCCUGGUGGCCACCAAGCUAAUACUCCACGGAAAUGUUCCCGGCUCCUACCCCUUCAACCGGCAUCGCCGCUGCCGCUGGGAACUAAUUUACCUCAGCCCUUCCUCUGCAGAUUCCAGUCCUGACGCCGUCAUAAACUCCGAGACGCCCUUCCCACAGAUCGAGGAGCGACUUCGCGAGGAAUGGAAAUCAAUCUACCCGUCCGAAGCCGAGGCUCGGCAGAAGCAGCGAGGGAUGGUGCUCAACCGCGGCUGGGGCGACAGCCCUGGCAGUAGCUGCGAGUUGCUCGGCGGGUGGGAGGAGAGCGGGGGAACGAAUCCGGGUGUCGGGAAGGGCAAAGCGGAGGACUCGACGACCACGCUGUAUGGCUUUCCCGGACUGGUGUUUGAGGUGUUGAAGAAUGGCUAUGUGAGUGCUGUUACGGUGUUUUAGGGCCGAGUUUACUCGAUAGGUUCAGGGCGUUUAGGUAGUAGGUUUUAGGGUCAAACGGGGUUGCAAAGGGAAAGAGGGACUGGGGUUCGAGUUUUGAUUAUCCGGGGUCAUAGGGCGCAUUACUACAGGCUAGCAUCACGCCAGCCGGGCUCUGGGAUUGCUGGCUGCGGAAUACACUGAUAUUGUUAUUCUUCUUCCGUUGCUGGUUGGUUUUUGGUGAAUGUUGGCGAGUCA
This is a messenger RNA of Chaetomium strumarium, 1891 nucleotides long. RefSeq lists its product as uncharacterized. Gene Ontology annotation, cellular component: trans-Golgi network. NCBI's taxonomy places the organism in Eukaryota, Fungi, Ascomycota, Sordariomycetes, Sordariales, Chaetomiaceae. Gene Ontology annotation, biological process: Golgi to plasma membrane protein transport. The coding region runs from base 122 to 1657 and encodes 511 amino acids. The record is from RefSeq and is a predicted model, not a curated record. The transcript has a single exon.